GUUGCACGCUCGUUGCACAAGUCCAUGGCACGUAACGUGAGCACAAGUCGUAGUGUGAGGGCAGCUGCACGUUGCACGAGUCUAUUGCACGAGUCUGUUGCAUCUCCCACACGUUUUGCAGCUGCACGAGGGCACGUUGCACAAGAGCCCAUCUUGCACAAGAGCCCAUCUUGCACAAGGCCCCGUCUUGCGUUGCACAAGAGCCCAUCUUGCACAAGAGCCCAUCUUGCACAAGGCCUCGUCUUGCGUUGCACAAGAGCCAACCUUGCACAAGAGCCCAUCGUGCACAAGGCCCCGUCUUGUGUUGCACAAGAGCCCAUCUUGCACAAGAGCCCAUCUUGCACAAGGCCCCAUCUUGUGUUGCGCAAGAGCCCAUCUUGCACAAGAGCCCAUCUUGCACAAGGCCCCAUCUUGCGUUGCACAAGAGCCCAUCUUGCACAAGAGCUCAUCUUGCACAAGGCCCCGUCUUGCGUUGCACAAGAGCCCACCUUGCACAAGGUCCUGUGUUGCACGAGGUCCCGCCUUGCACUGAAUCUGUUGCUCGUUGCACGAGGAUCUGGGCUUCCUUCCACCUGCAUCUCUUGCAUCUCACAACGGGGUCACGACGAUGCACAAGUUGCACGCACUCGUGCUUUGCACAAGAGCACACAAUUUGCAUUGGCCUGCAUUGCACGCUCCCAACCCACAUGUGUUGCACGAGGGCUGCUUCUUCAGUGCAAAGCAAUGCGUGUGUUGCACUCCCGUGUGCCCCACAACUCCUUCCUUGCACAAGCAAAGUGCUGUGCGUUGCACGAGGGCUGCAGUGCAAUGGCUGCUGCAUUGCAAAAGUCCUUCAGUGUGCGUUGCACGAGGGCUGGUGUGCAUGAGUGUGCAAUGCAUGGCACAAGAGCUCAUGUGCUAAGGAGUGUGCAGCACAUUGCACAAGAGCUCAUGUGCGAAUGAGUGUGCAAUGCAUUGCA
Molecule: messenger RNA, 959 nt
Organism: Coturnix japonica (Japanese quail)
Lineage: Eukaryota; Metazoa; Chordata; Aves; Galliformes; Phasianidae
Source: RefSeq, a predicted model, not a curated record